GUUGCAUAUACCCUGUCUUUGCUAUUAUCUUUUCCAAUAUUCUUCAAGCAUUCGCUAAAACUAAUGAUGAUUUACGAAACAGUGCAACUUUUUGGUCUUUGAUGUUUCUCGCAAUUGCUGCAGCGGGCUUUGUUGGAAAUUUUGUCCAAGGUAUUGCUUUUGGAGCUUCGGGUGAAAAGCUUACUAAACGAAUUAGAUCCAUGUCUUUUGCUGCUAUUUUACGACAAGAUAUUUCUUACUUUGAUGAAGAAGAACAUGGUGUAGGCACUUUAACCAGUCAAUUAUCAAUAGAUGCGACUCACGUUAAUGGUUUGGCCGGCUCUACACUUGGAG
Molecule: messenger RNA, 333 nt
Organism: Racocetra persica
Lineage: Eukaryota; Fungi; Glomeromycota; Glomeromycetes; Diversisporales; Gigasporaceae
Source: the annotation of a GenBank genome assembly